This is a messenger RNA of Erythranthe guttata (spotted monkey flower), 2462 nucleotides long. It is a transcript of the gene IDN2, whose product is annotated as XH/XS domain-containing protein. The record is from RefSeq and is a predicted model, not a curated record. Lineage: Eukaryota; Viridiplantae; Streptophyta; Magnoliopsida; Lamiales; Phrymaceae. Gene Ontology annotation, biological process: gene silencing by siRNA-directed DNA methylation.
AGUAAGUUGAAACAUUUGAAAACUUAAGUGGCAUCAGAACUAAUAUAGACUUGUUGGCGUCACCAGCCCUAAAUUCCAUUUCCGCCGCCCCGAAGAACACCGCCAGAAGCCGUUCGACCCCAUUCUAGUCCGAUAAAUCGCCGCCGCGGUGCGCGUGAGCCGCAUAAUUUGCCGUUCCGGCUGAUAAAUCGCUGCCUUUUAGAUUUUAGAACACGCCAGCCGCUAUAUGCCGGAACUCUGUCGCGGUGGCCCCCUUUCCGGUUCCACUAACCCCGCUCCGGCCGCUAUAACGGCGGUCCGGUGAACCAUGGACUCGUCCUUUGAGAUUUGAGAGUUGAGAGUGAUGGGAAGUUCAGGGGAACACAGUUCUGGAGAAGACACUGACAUCAGUGAUUCCGAGACUGAAGAGUAUACCGAAAAAUCGUAUGAAGAACUGAAGAAAGGUAAGCACCAGGUUAAAUUAUCCGAUCAAGCUUACACUUGUCCCUACUGCCCUACUAAAAAGAAAGCCUUCCAGUACAAGGAUCUCUUCCAGCAUGCAAAUGCAAUCGCCACUUCGCCGAAAAGAAACGCACGAGAGAGGGCAAAUCACCUCGCUCUAACAAAGUACUUGGAAACUGAUUCGUCUGUUGAUUCCGGCGGCCCUUCGAAGCCUGCUGGGAAAUUGGAUACUCUGGCGGACCAUGAUGGCGACGAGAUGUUCGUCUGGCCGUGGAUUGGCAUUGUUGUAAAUAUUCCUACCGACUUGAAAGACGGUCGCUAUGUCGGGGAGAGUGGUAGUAAACUGAGGGAUCAAUUGGCGAGGAGAGGGUUUAAUCCGACUAGAGUGCGGCCUUUAUGGAAUUACCAAGGCCAUUCGGGAACUGCUAUUGUCGAAUUUCAUAAGAAUUGGUCUGGGUUUACGAAUGCCAUGUCUUUUGAGAAAGAUUACGAGGCUAAUCAUCAUGGAAGGAAGAAUUGGCUAGCAAAGAACGAGAAGAAGUCGGAUCUUUAUGCAUGGGUUGCUCGAACAGAUGAUUAUAAUUUGAAUAACAUUGUUGGAGAAAAUCUUCGCAAGAUUGGUGAUCUUAGAACCAUAUCCGAUAUAAUGGAAGAGGAGGCUCGAAAGACGAACAAACUUGUGGGGAAUUUGACGAAUGUUAUUGAGGCAAAGAAGAUGCACUUGAUUGAGAUGGAGAGCAAAUUCAAGGAGACUGACAGCUCUCUUCGCCAGAUGAUCAUGGAAAAAGAUAAUCUUCAUCAAGCUUACAAUGAAGAGAUUAAAAAGAUAGAGUCGAGUGCCCGAGAUCAUUUCAAGAAGAUAUUCAAUGACCACGAGAAGCUGAAAUUUCAACUCGAAACUCAAAAAAGAGAUCUUGAGCUCCGGGGUCAGGAGCUGAUGAAACGCGAGACCCACAAUGAAAUUGAGAAAAAAAAGCUCGCCGAAGACCUUGAACAGAAUGCGGUGAAAAAUUGCUCCCUUCAAGCUGCUGCCGAAGAACAACGGAAGGCUGAUGAAAAAGUUAUGAAGCUGGCUGAAGAACACAAGAACGAAAAGGAGAAACUCCAUAAGAGAAUCAUUCAACUGGAGAAACAACUGGAUGCUAAACAAGCUGUGCAGCUCGAAAUUGAACAAUUGAGGGGUAAACUAAAUGUCGUGAAGCACAUGGGAGACGAAGGCGAUUUAGAAGUGUUAAAUAAAGUUGAUUUGGUGCUCAAGGCAUUGAGGGAGAAGGAAGGAGAGCUUGACGAUUUGGAAGCUUUGAACCAAACUUUAGUUGUGCAGGAGCGCAAGAGCAACGACGAGUUGCAGGAUGCUCGGAAAGAAUUAGUAAAUGGAUUGAAAGACAUGUCAUUGAAUUCUCAUAUUGGUGUAAAGAGAAUGGGGGAGCUCGAUAGCAAGCCAUUUCAUGAUGCAAUGAAGAGGAAAUACAACGAGGCUGAAGCAGAUGAGAGGGCCACAGAAUUGUGCUCCCUGUGGGAGGAGUAUCUUAAAGAUCCUGAAUGGGAUCCCAUUAAGGUCGUUACGAUUGAUGGUACACCUAAGAAUGUGAUAAAUGAAGAUGACGAAAAACUGAUAGACCUGAGGGAAAACUACGGUGAAGAAGUUUACAAUGCUGUGAAAGCAACUUUGUUUGAGAUAAACGAAUAUAACCCGAGUGGAAGGUACGUUAUUUCGGAAUUGUGGAACUACAAAGAAGGUAGGAGAGCUUACCUAAAGGAAGGAGUUGCUGUUCUACUGAAGCAGUGGAAAUUCUUCAAGCGAAAGAAGGGAAUGGAUUGACCGACUCUGUCGAACUGCGCUCAACGCCCACUCCUUUUUGGAAUUUCUAGCCUUUCCAUUUCAUGUUUCAAGAAAAAUAAAUCGAACUAUGUUUAUGUAUCCUUAGGGUAUGGGAAUUGAUCUACUACUAAAACUUAUGACUCCGACAUUGGUCGAUCUUGUGUAGCUAAUGAAAACUGAUGGUUCACUUCAUUUCUUA